Molecule: messenger RNA, 5050 nt
Organism: Tetranychus urticae (two-spotted spider mite)
Lineage: Eukaryota; Metazoa; Arthropoda; Arachnida; Trombidiformes; Tetranychidae
Source: RefSeq, a predicted model, not a curated record
GUACAUAAAUAUAUAUUAUACAGAUUAUUAUUAUUAUUAAUACAAUUGUUAUAAUUAUUUGUAAAUCAACAUGAAUCUAUUGCAUCAAUCACUUGGAGUUACCUCAAGGAAUCCAUUUUAUCUAACGUAAUGUGUUCAACUUACAGCUAUAAGUUGAUUACAAUUUACUGUAAUCAAUUGAUGAAAGCUUUGCUAUUUGCGAAGAUACAACAAUUAACAUUAUCUAUUGUGAUUCCCAGCUUUUUUUACAUCAAUUCAACAUUUAAUUUACUCCAUUAAAACCGUCAAUAUGUGAUUCUUCAAUGGCCAUUUUAUUAUUAAUAUAUUUUCCCCUUUUCUUGGGUUCCUUGUUUACAAGUUGACAACAUUACGAAACGUAAAAAGGGUACAAAACCAUUGAUUAACCAGUUUUAUGGUAAAUCAAUUUUGUGCCCAUUAAAUCAAUAGUUUAAUCUCUAUUAAUUUAACCAACGGUUUAACCAUCAAAUAUAUUCAUAAUUUAAAUCAUGGACACCACCAUUAUCAGCAUUAAUUGUUGUAAAAGAAAAUUUGUGAACCUUGUUUUUUUGCUUCUCACCAAUCAUGUUUGUUAGUUUUAACGGCAAUUGUAAAUCUUGUGUCUAAUUGUUGAUCAACAUCUUUUCAUUCCGUCAUUAUAAAUCAUCAUUUGGUUUCACAUUUUAUACCUUAAUUAAUCAAAAAUCAUCAAAUUAAACCAAAGCACCAAGAUGCCUCCAAUGAUGGAACCGGUUACAAUGAGUACACCAACAAACUUAAGUAGUGCCAAUGAGGAGUGUUUGGCUGAACGUAAAUGGUGGUGUUUCUUGUUAUCCAGUAUAUUCACCUUUUUGGCUGGACUUUUCAUAAUAUUAAUAUUUCGAGCUUUCGCCUUCCUCUGUUCUGGACCCACUGCACAAACCCAACAACUCCAAUCCAAUGGUAAACCCAAGGUAUCUCUUAUCAGUCCACCAACAGCUCCAGCCCCACUGCCUGCUAACAAUGCCAUUGCCGCACCAGGAGCCAAUGUACCUCAAUUCACUAAAGGAGGAGAUAGAUCCAGGUUUACCGAUCAAAAUGGACAGCAACCAGAGCUUGGCUGGGUAACGGAAGCCAAAGACUGGGCUGGUGAACUCAUCUCCGGUCAAUCAGCAACAGGACGUAUCCUUGUUGUUUUAGUUUUCCUUUUAUCAAUUGCAUCGCUCAUUAUUUAUUUCAUCGAUGCUUCAAGAACCGGUCCUGGUAAUGGAAUAGGGGACAAUGUGGAAAAAUGCCAAAAUUGGAGUGAAAAUCAUACUCAACAGAUUGACCUAGCCUUGAAUAUCUUUUUCAUGGUUUACUUUUUCAUAAGGUUCGUGGCUGCCUCUGAUAAACUUUGGUUCAUGUUGGAACUUUACUCUUUUGUCGAUUAUUUCACGAUUCCGCCUUCCUUUGUAUCCAUCUAUCUUGACCGUACCUGGAUUGGUCUUCGAUUUCUUCGAGCUCUUCGACUAAUGUCAAUUCCAGAUAUUCUUCAAUACUUGAAUGUUCUCAAAACAUCUUCAUCCAUUAGACUUGCCCAGUUAAUUUCAAUUGUCAUCUCAGUUUGGUUAACAGCAGCUGGAAUCAUUCAUCUACUUGAAAAUUCUGGUGAUCCUUUUGACUUCAAACCUCAGCAUACAAUUUCAUACUGGGAAUGUGUUUAUUUCUUGAUUGUGACCAUGUCCACUGUUGGAUAUGGUGAUAUUUACUGUCACACCAUGAUUGGUAGAGCUUUCAUUGUUUUAUUCAUCCUUGUUGGUUUGGCUGUAUUUGCUUCUUGGAUCCCUGAAAUAACUGAACUGGUGGGCCAACCCAAUAAAUAUGCUGGCAAUUAUCACACCAAUCCUUCCAAAAAACAUAUUGUCGUCUGUGGACACAUCACAUAUGAAAGUGUCAGCCAUUUUCUCAAAGAUUUUCUUCAUGAAGAUAGAGAAGAUGUUGACGUUGAAGUUGUAUUUCUUCAUCGUAAGCCUCCAGACCUGGAGUUAGAAGGUCUAAUUAAAAGACAUUUUACAACUGUUGAAUUUUUUCAAGGCUCGGUUAUGAAUCCAAUUGACUUGCAGCGUGUCAAGGUUCAUGAUGCUGAUGCUUGUUUAGUUUUAGCUAAUAAAUAUUGCCAAGAUCCAGACGCUGAAGAUGCUGCUAAUAUUAUGAGAGUUAUUUCAAUUAAAAAUUAUAGUGAUGAUAUUAGGGUUAUUAUUCAAUUAAUGCAAUAUCACAAUAAAGCCUAUCUGUUGAAUAUCCCCUCUUGGAACUGGAGGAGAGGUGAUGAUGUUAUCUGUGUUAGUGAAUUGAAAUUAGGCUUUAUAGCACAGUCUUGUCUAGCGCCUGGGUUCAGUACCAUGAUGGCUAAUUUGUUUGCCAUGAGAUCAUACAAAACAUCUCCUGAUAUGCCUUCAUGGCAAAACUAUUAUCAAUGUGGUACUGGAAUGGAAAUGUAUACCGAAAAUUUGAGCGCUUCUUUUAUUGGAAUGACUUUUGCUCAAGCUUCAGAAUUGUGUUUUAUCAAACUGAAACUGCUUCUUCUUGCUAUCGAAGUUGGAAGUGAAGAUGGAGGAGCAACUAUAGUUAUCAAUCCAAAAGGCAAUCAUCGAAUUCAAAGUACUACUCAAGGUUUUUUUAUAGCUCAAAGUGCAGAUGAAGUUAAAAGAGCUCUUUGGUAUUGUAAGGUUUGUCAUGAAGACGUUAAGGAUGAAAAAAUGAUCAAGAAAUGCAAGUGCAAAAAUCUUGGCGCAAUAUUCAAAAAGGGAGUGAGAGUUGUUCAAGCAGUCAGUAAUAAUCCAACCAGGCAAACAGAAAGUGGCCUCAACCCUAACACUCAUGGAAACCUUACUGAUGGUAAUUUAACACGAAAUCCAUCGAUGAACCUUAUUCCAACUCAUACACCACCUGAAAUACCUAAAAGAGCCAAAUUGCGAGUAGGUGAUCAUUCUGGAGAUCCAACUGAAAGUACUCAUUUGAUUCCACCUUCAUCAAGUUCUGGGGGUCGUAGAGCAGCAAGAAAUGGUAAAUCGCUGACAAUAUCUUCACCAUCUCAACCUUCGGCUCAAACUCAGCGAAAUCAAUCUUCAACCUCAGCAACGGCAACAGCAGCCAAUCAACCAGCAAAACCUUUUAAAGAUAUGCAUUUAGCUUAUGAAGUUAAAAAGCUUAUGCCAGCAACCCGUCCUGGAGGGGAUGUCACUAGUGGAACUACAGCUCAUGGGUCUGUACCGAGUGCUGGUUUCAUCGAUACAAAAGAUUUUGACUUUGACAAAACAGAAAUGAAAUAUGAUUCAACAGGAAUGUUUCAUUGGUGUCCAGCUAGACCAGUUGAGGAGUGUAUUUUGGAUCGGAAUCAAGCUGCAAUGACAGUUUUAAAUGGACACGUUGUUGUUUGUUUAUUUGCUGAUCCUGAUUCUCCUUUAAUUGGACUACGAAAUUUGGUUAUGCCUUUGCGUGCAUCCAAUUUUCACUAUCAUGAGUUGAAACAUGUCGUUAUUGUCAGUAAUGUUGAAUAUUUACGUCGAGAGUGGAAAAUGUUACAAAAUUUACCCAAAAUUAGUGUGCUCAAUGGAUCACCUUUAUCUCGAGCUGAUCUUAGAGCUGUAAACAUAAACCUUUGUGAUAUGUGUGUUAUCUUGUCUGCCAAAAUACCUUCUUCAGAUGAUCCCACGCUUGCCGAUAAGGAAGCCAUUCUUGCCAGCCUUAACAUUAAAGCGAUGACUUUUGAUGAUACCAUUGGAGUUAUCCAAGGCACCAAUGGAACUGGUUUAGGUAGUGCUAAUACAGCAGCUCCUCCUUUGGUUAUUCAAAGGCGUGGUUCAGUUUACGGGUCCAAUGUACCCCUUAUAACGGAGCUUACAAAUGAUGCCAAUGUACAAUUUUUAGACCAAGAUGAUGACGAUGAUCCUGAUACUGAGCUUUAUAUUACCCAACCAUUUGCCUGUGGUACUGCUUUUGCAGUUUCUGUAUUGGAUUCACUCAUGUCUACAACUUACUUUAAUGCUAACGCACUGACACUUAUUAGAUCUCUUAUCACUGGUGGUGCAACUCCAGAAUUAGAACUUAUUCUUGCUGAAGGAGCUGGACUAAGAGGAGGUUAUUCAACUGAUGAAACUUUGAGAAAUCGAGACAGAUGUAGAGUUGGUCAGAUAUCACUUUAUGAUGGACCAUUAGCUCAACAUGGGGGAGGUGGUAAAUAUAGUGAUCUCUUUGUCGCUGCCCUUCGACAAUUUGGUAUGCUCUGUAUUGGUGUUUACCGAUAUCGGGAUACAAUUGGAACUGAGGCUUCGAGUAAACGUUAUGUUAUCACAAAUCCUCCGAUGGAGUUUAUUUUGAUGCCUUCUGAUAUGAUAUUUGUUUUAAUGCAAUUUGAUCCUGGUCAUGAAUAUUUCAAAGCUGAAAGAGGAAGUCAACCUCGUGGUGUUAAUACAAGUAUAGGACCAGGACCAGAGCAUGGUUUAACAACAGCAACAACCAAUACUGGAAAUCAACCGCCAUCUUGACAAAUACUUUGUAGCGCACUAACGGAUGGACCUUACUCUUUCAUAUAAAUAAAGAAUGGAUGAAAACUACCCAAAAAUGUUGAAUGCCUCUCUUCCCGAAAACAAAUUACAAUUAUCCAACAGAAAAAGUCACCGAUUUAAAUUGUCUACAGCUUUUUACAAAGAUUGAGUCAUAUCUAUAAUCAAUGAUUACAUUUUUGUUGAUAAUUGUGAUUUCCAAGCAUUUCGAGGUGGAGAUGACAUUCAAAAUUUACUCCUCUCACUCCUCACCACUCUUUUCAUCCUUUCUUUUUUAUAUAAAAGGUGAAAACUGAUUCUCCCUACUUAUUGUGAUAAAAUCGCGACUGGUUGAUCAUGAAAAUACCAAAUGCGAAAAAAGUUAACGGGAAAACAAAACCAAAUAAUAGGUCCAUCUUUUACUGUGCUACGCGAAUACCAAGAACCCCUUCUUCUCCCAAACUCUUCUCCUAUUUGCCCUCUUUUGUAGUUCUUGUACUCUAGUUUGAUUGUAAAUGCAAAUCAAUAAUAUAAUUCCUUAGUUUAUA